This is a messenger RNA of Mya arenaria, 3076 nucleotides long. RefSeq lists its product as uncharacterized. The record is from RefSeq and is a predicted model, not a curated record. NCBI's taxonomy places the organism in Eukaryota, Metazoa, Mollusca, Bivalvia, Myida, Myidae. The transcript has 3 exons. The coding region runs from base 368 to 3076 and encodes 902 amino acids. Gene Ontology annotation, molecular function: zinc ion binding.
AUGGGUUGAUGAAGGAAAGAGGUCUGAAAUGAUAGAAGUACUGAAUGUAUGGAUAUUGAUGGAAUCAGAGUUCAAAACAAUAGCUAAGGAGACAAAGUAUGGACUAGGUCUAGAUACACCCAGGGAGUAUAAAGAAAAGUUUCUUCGUAAAGGAAAUAGAUAUCCUGCUAGAAAACAAAUGUGCAAAGUAUGUAAUUAUCAACAUGCAAUAGAGGAAUUGCACGAGCGGUAACAAUUUACCAUAACACCGGUUGAUCCGCCAUCUUGGAGGCUCUCGCGUAAUUUCAACUUUCUUCAGCAAUUUAUCGCACGAUUUUCUUCAAAUAUAUCGGUAAAUCAAUACAGAUGCAGAUUUUAUUGACACAACAUGUCUAAGAAACUUUCAUUUGCUACGGAGUAUAAAGAUAGCCUGGAUAGUGUUGCCAAAAAGCGCUACGAGCAGAAGAUAACCAUAGUGGGUGGGGUAGACCCUUACGCAACUGAUUUGGUUUGGUCAAAAGAUGUGGCGUGCCUACCCUCAGUUACGCAUAUAGACAUCGUUCACUAUUUACUCUUUACCCCUAGUCCAUACACGAAAGAAGAUUUGAAAGCUUGGAAAUCACUUGAUGCUGUAAACCAACUCUGCAGUGGAUGGGUGCAAGAGAGAUCAAGUUACAAGACAAACAACCAUGUCAUAGUCACUGCAAAGGUAUUACAUUCACAACGACUUAGAGAGAAGCCACUUAGACCCUGGGUCAUAGUGAAACCAGAUGGUGUUGUGGAGGGGGCCCACUGUAAUUGUAUGGCUGGUCUUGGAGAAGCAUGCACCCACAUAGCAGCUCUUCUGUUUUCAAUAUCUGCAGCUGUGCAAAUAAGAGAUUCGCAAACGUGUACCCAGUCCGCAGCAUAUUGGAAGAUUAUACCAGCAUCAGUGAAGACCAUAAGGUAUAAAACUGUAAGCAACAUAAACUUUACCUCAGCAAAAACUGCCAAAAAACAUUUUGAUGAUAAUUUGCAGUGCAUGAAUAAUGGAGAAAUCCCAGUUACAAACACCCCUUCAGUAAGAAAAGUUAAAACACCUAGAGCAUCAGAGGCAGAUUUCAUGUCAUUCUGUCAAAAACUGUCAGUGUUAAAAUCUAAACCAGCCGUACUAUCAGUCAUAGAGCCGUAUGCUGCAGAUUAUGUUCCAACAUGUGAGAAACGAGACUUUCCUUUAAUACUUAGUGAACUGAAAGAUCCGGAUAUGAUUGGUGAGCCAUUGUGCACAGUACAAUCUAAAUGUAAAAACAUAAGGGUUUCAUGCAGCAAAGAACAAUCCGAAAAUGUUGAGGUUGAAACUCGGCUGCAGUCAAAAUCAAAGCUAUGGAACCAGUUCCGAGCUGGUAGAAUCACAGCAUCAAACAUGCGAAGUGUGGUUUUUACAGACCCUGACAAGCCAUCGAAAUCUCUUGUAAAGAAAAUAUGCUAUCCAGAGACCCAGUGUUUCCAGACUGAAGCCAUGAAGUGGGGAACAGUGAAUGAAAGAGUGGCUCUAAAGCAGUUUGUGGAGUAUACCAGCCCAAAGCAUGAAAACCUGCUAGUGAGAGAAAGUGGAUUUAUUAUUUCAGAAGAUCUACCCUGCAUUGGUGCUUCACCUGAUGGUAUAACUGCCUGUGACUGUUGUGGCAAUGCAUGUAUUGAAAUUAAAUGCCCCUUUAAUGCUAGAAAUGAUAAAAUUGAUGAGAACACAUGUGAUUUCUUAGUUUUAAAAAAUGAUCAACUCCAUUUAAGUGAAAAUCACAAGUACUAUUACCAGAUACAAACUCAAUUAGGUGUAUGUAAACAGGAAAUGUGCUUCUUUGUUGUUUGGACAUUAUGUGAUUUAUUUAUUAAAGAAGUGAAAUUCAAUCCAAUUGUUUGGGAAGACAUAUGCAGCAAGUCAAAAGGUUUCUUUGAGUGUGCGGUUUUGCCAGAAUUAGUUGGUAAAGUAUUCACAAGCUUGCCAGUGCCAGCCAAACAGCCGGUAUUGAAUACUACUGAUAAUGUCAAGCAACCGGUAUUAAAAGCAAUAGAAAAUGUUCAGUGUUCUGAUACCCAAAUGAAACCUGUCUUACUAUCAGACUGCGAGGAAAGAUAUUGUUAUUGCGACCAGGUUGAAUCUGGUAAAAUGAUAGCAUGUGACAAUAACGAUUGUUCAAUUGUUUGGUUCCACUUUACUUGUCUUAAGUUGGAAAAUUCCCCAAGAGGAAAGUGGUACUGCCCAGACUGUAGAAAAUGUGGAAAUUUGUGGGGUAGAGAUAACUGCUCUAACAACCCAGAGACGAGGAGAGUUUUUUACUCUGAAGAGGCCGGAGGGAGUGGACGCCUGACCAUAUCAAAGGGAGUUUCUUACUCUAGUGAUAAGUCAGCGAGUAAAACUGAUCUAGUUCCACUCAGCCAGGAAACUUUAGCAUAUGGAAAUGCAAUGGAGGAUGUGGCCUUGCAUUACGGAUACAUAAGAAAUCGCACCUGUAUCAUACAAGGCUGUGGAGGUAAUGCAAGGUAUCCAAAAGUUCAUGCCUUCCAGGAUCAUGUCCCAGGCAUUUUUGAUGAGCGCCUGCCCCCCGAUGAUGAGGAGGUUCUUGAAAGAAGAAAGCGGGGGUUGGUUCUUAUGACAACCUGGAUGCUUGGGAGGCCAGGGACUUUGGAUGAGUUGGUUGAGUGCCUCCUGAUGCAGAGAGUGUUAGAGUUUGCAGAUAAUGUCUCUGUUUCAGACAGAUUGAAGUUACAUAUGGAGGCUUUUUGCCGAUAUGUAGGACAUUCGAUUCCCGCCAAUUUUACAGUGUGCCCACUCAAUUCUAUUGGGGCGGUACUUCAUUAUAAGGCAUUGAUUAUAAUCUUGGCGACGUUCCAUCAGGAACAGCAGACCUAUCUGAGAACAAUUUUUGACGGGCCAGCAGAUUUGAUGAGGGAUCCUCUGCCAAUUGCCUACGAUGCACACUUUCAUCUGGACAGGCUGAAGAGCAAGUUGAGUCUGCCAAAUUGGGCCACGUUGGAGGCCAUCUGGUCUAAAUCAGAAGUCUUGCCUGACAUGGAAAUAGAUCUCAUUGGAUCUUGUGCAAGCUUCUGUGAUCCUUAG